AUGGAUGCUACCGGCUCCCACACAGCGGCCCAGAAUGUCAACGAGAAAACCACCAUCUAUGCGUCAGGCGGCAUCGAAGCUCUGGGCGACGAAGCUCGCCCCAUCGACCCCGGGAUCGAGCGUCGCGUCCUGCGCAAAAUUGACCUCUUCCUCAUGCCCGCCAUGGUCAUUGGGUACGGACUGGUCUACUACGAUAAAGCGAUUCUCGGGAGUGCCGCGCUAUUCGGUAUGACAGCGGACCUGCAGUUGUCCGUCACGGAUACCUCCGUGACCCCGCCAGUAACUGAUACGUCGCGGUUGAGCUGGGCGACGUCUAUCUUCUAUUUCGGGCAGCUCGCCGGGUCGUAUCCGAUGACGUAUCUUUUGCAGUAUUUUAAGACGAGAUAUGUCCUUGGUCCGUCGGUUAUCUUAUGGGCGAUUGUAUGUGCGGCCACGGCGGGGGUUACUAGUUGGAGGGGAUUACUUGCGCUGCGGUUCUUUUUAGGCUUCACCGAAGCAAUCAUCCCAACAGGCUUCAUGGUAACGGUGAGCGGAUACUACACUCAGCGCGAGCAAUCGCUUCGCCAGAGCUGGUGGUGGUCCGGCACUGGCUGGUUCACGAUCAUCGGCGGCGGAUUCAACUACGGCUUUGCGCAGAUUAAAGGCGGCGCAUUGAAGCCGUGGCAGUAUAUCUAUGUGUUUGCCGGUGUGCUGACGUUCCUCUUCGGAAUCUGGUGCUUCUUUCUGCCCAAUGACCCCCUGCACGCGUGGUUUCUUACACCUGAGGAGCGUAUUGUUGCUGUUGAACGCCUGCGGGCGAGUCAGUUGGGUGUCAAGAGCCAUGAGUUGAAGAAGGGACAGAUCAAGGAGGCGCUGCUGGAUGUGCGGAUUUGGUUGAUUGCGUUGACCAUGGCUGCUGCGUAUCAUCCACUUCUACUCACACAAUUGGACUAUAGUUAUACCGUGAAUGGCGCCGUCUCAGGCUUCGGCCCCCUCAUCGUCGCAACAUUCGGCUACUCCUCUCUCCAAGCAAUCCUCUUCCAAUUCCCGCUCGGCGCAAUCUCCGGCGUCGGAAUCGUCCUCACAGGCUGGAUCUGCUCGCGCAUCCGCAACAUCCGCAUUAUACUGCUAGUGUCCUGCUGCCUCCCCGUAAUCGCCGGCUUCGUGAUGAUCUGGAAGUCAUCCUGGGGCCAUAAACCCGUUACUCCUGUCGCCGGGUACUCGCUCAUCGGGUUUUUCGGGCCUGUUGUUGGACUGACGAUUUCACUCGGUGCGAGCAAUGUUACGGGCGAGACGAAGAAGAGUUUCAUGGCCAGUGCCAUUUUUGUCGCGUAUUGUGUCGGUAAUAUUGUUGGGCCGCAGCUCAUUAAGAGUCAGCAGAAGGCGGACCAUUAUCCCGAGCUGUGGACAGGGCUGAUUAUUUGUUACUGUAUAACAAUCGCCUCUGCCUCAACGCUUGCUGUGCUAUGGUACUGCGAGAAUAAGCGGCGUGCGGCGUUGGAUCUGGAUGAGAGCGAGCGCGAUCGGCUGGCAUUUAAGGAUUUAACAGAUUGCGAGAACUUGCAUUUCCGAUAUGUUUACUAG
This is a messenger RNA of Aspergillus japonicus CBS 114.51, 1563 nucleotides long. RefSeq names its product MFS general substrate transporter. Bases 1 to 1563 code for a protein of 520 amino acids. The transcript is spliced from 4 exons. NCBI's taxonomy places the organism in Eukaryota, Fungi, Ascomycota, Eurotiomycetes, Eurotiales, Aspergillaceae. Gene Ontology annotation, cellular component: membrane. Gene Ontology annotation, biological process: transmembrane transport. The record is from RefSeq and is a predicted model, not a curated record. Gene Ontology annotation, molecular function: transmembrane transporter activity.